AUGCUGAUGUAGAUUACAAAAAACUUUCGAAAAUUUGAUAUUUUUGGUUAAUAAAUACGGCUGAAAGCAUCAGGCUAAUCUGUUUUUCAAACUUAGAUUGGAGCAUUAAUGACUUUAUUAUUAUUUAGUAUUCUUAUCUAUUCAGGUAGUUUAUUUAUUAUUGAAAUGAACAAAGGGAAAAAUGCAAUUAUGAAUUCUUAAGAUGCUGUCAUACAAAAUAAUGAGGUAUUUGUUUAAAAUAUUAAUAUUUAGGGCUUUAGUUUUAAUUCCACUGAAUUGAUUUUUUCAGCUGGAUUGCUUGAUAUUUUGGGUUAACCUAUUCCAAAUGAAGACAACAGAAUAUUUAAGAUUGGAUUUUAUGUUUGCAAUAAAUCAUUAAAUGAAACAGAAUGUGUAGUCAUACCAGGUACUAUUUGUGGUGAAAGAAUAAGAGAAGCAUCUAAAGUAACAAAUAUAUAAAUUAAAUUAGAAAUUAAAUAUAGCCAGCGUAUAUGAAAAUAUGACUUAUUGUUUGAGUGAUUAGUACAUUCAAGAGAAUCCUAUCAUCAGAAUUUAAGGAUCAAAUCGUUAUGAUAAUUUUACUUUAUUUGGAGCAUUAAUUGAAAGAUGUGCAAACAACUCUGAAGUUUCAAGUAUUAUAUUUAAUAAUUUUAGAUUGUGCAUCUCAAGAAGAAAUUGAUAAAUAUAUAACAAAUGGCAACCUUUAUUAUUCAUAUUCUUUCCAUUAACUAAAUAAAGAAUCAGAAGAUUCUCCAUAUUAAAAGACUGAAAAUAUAGAUUUAACAUCUCUUUAUUACAAUGUUGGUAAAUACAUUAAAAUUUAUUUGCAAUAUUCAUAAAGUUUUCUUGAAUACAAUCCAUUCUAUUUUUUUCCUUAAAUAGAAUAUCAUGAAGGAGUUGAAUAUUAAAAAACAAUCACUGAUAGUGUGCUUUAUUUCUAAGAUGCUACUACAUUAGCUAGAAUUGAAGUUCAUUUAGAUGCUAAAAAAAAAGUUUGUUCUAUUACAUAUUAAACUUUAAUGGAUGUAGCUGCCAAAAUAGGAGGCUUAUUUACAAUUAUUAGAGCUUUAAUAGACAUAGCAAUAUUUCCAUUAUAAUCUAUUCUAUAUAGGCUUUUUCUAAUCAAUUUUUUAGUCAAUCAUUAGACUAAAGGUCAUUAAAAAGAUCAUUAACUGUAAGAAGGUAAAAAGAAAGAAAUUAAUAUAUUUUAACUAAUUAUUUCUUCAGGAUAAAGAGGCUUUUUUAAUCAAUAAUCUUAAUUGAUAAAUAAAUAUUUGGAUGUAAGAUAAAUUUUAAUACAUCCCCUUCAAUUUUCAUAAAAAAUAGAGGAUUUAUAGGAAUCUGUAAAGAAAAUGGAUAUCCUAAGCUCUAGAUAAAUUAAAAUGAUAAGUAAAUAGGAAAUGGAUGAAUUAAUUUUAUAAAGUAAUCAAGAAGAAUGUCUAGAUUACAAAUGUUUAAGUUAUGGAACUAUUAAUUCAGAAAAUAAAAUAAGGAAUUAAGAUAAGUAUAUCAUUCCUAAAUUGUAGGUGCAGAUUCAUUGA
Paramecium sonneborni is the source of this 1541-nucleotide messenger RNA. The record is from the annotation of a GenBank genome assembly. NCBI's taxonomy places the organism in Eukaryota, Ciliophora, Oligohymenophorea, Peniculida, Parameciidae.